Molecule: messenger RNA, 1173 nt
Organism: Cephus cinctus (wheat stem sawfly)
Lineage: Eukaryota; Metazoa; Arthropoda; Insecta; Hymenoptera; Cephidae
Exons: 1
Coding region: 1-1173 (390 amino acids)
Biological process (GO): DNA replication
Molecular function (GO): DNA binding; DNA-directed DNA polymerase activity; nucleotide binding
Source: RefSeq, a predicted model, not a curated record
AUGAAGAUUGUAGAUCGUGCAAAAUUUUUUACCUGGUACGAUGAACUUGUCAAAACCGAAUACGUGUUUGAUUUUGCUGCCGAGAUUAAACGAUAUUGUAUAUCGGAUGUGAAUCUUUUGAGACAGGGUUGUUUAUCUUUUCGUAAGAUGUUUCUGGAGAUCACUGAAAUUUGCCCGUUUGCGAAAGCUGUAACCAUCGCAUCCGCAUGUAGUGUUGUUUACAGAACUAACUUUUUAAAACAAGACAGUAUCGGUAUUAUCCCCAAAAGUGGUUACAGAGGAUUUGAUAACCAGUCGAUCAUUGCAUUAGAAUGGUUUGCGUGGAUUGAGCAUGAACGCGGAUAUCGCAUAGAGCACGCAGGUCGUGGUGCUGAAAAGGUAUUACCCGGUGGCUUGAAGGUAGAUGGAUAUUAUGAAACAGAUAGUGGAAAAACAGUAUUUGAAUUCUACGGUUGUUGGUUUCACGGUUGUCCCAAAUGCUAUCCUAGCGAUCGGGAUAAUGCAAACAUUGUUAAUGAUGUGUGGUUAACUCUGAAUGAGCGAUAUGAACGCACCAUGUUAAAGUCAUCACGCAUUAGAACAUUAGGUUAUCAUUUAGAAGAAAUCUGGGAACAUGAAUACCGUCAUUUACGAGCCGCGGAUAACAAGUGUAAAAACUUUAUCGAACACUCGGUGCCACCAGUUUUAAAAAAGAGUCGCCUCGCUCCGAGGCAUGCGUUCUACGGGGGUCGCACUGGUAACACUCGAACGUACUAUAAGAUUAACGAGGGAGAACAGAUUCGAUACCUCGAUGUUACUUCGCUCUAUCCCACUGUAAAUAAAUACGACAAGUUCCCCGUGGGACAUCCUGUAGUGUAUAUAGAUGAGGAGUGUAAACAGGUUACAGGCGAUGAUAAUGACAUAUCAAAAGUUGAAGGACUGAUAAAAUGUACAGUUUUACCACCGAGAAAUUUGUAUCAUCCUGUUUUACCUGUAAGAAUGCAUGGUAAACUAAUGUUUGCGCUAUGUCGUUCUUGUUGUGAUGAGUUACAUCAGAAUCUUUGUACACAUGAAAAUUCGGAAGAUAGGACUUUUACAGUUACGUGGGUUUCUGUUGAACUUCAAAAAGCAGUCGGUAUGGGUUAUAUCAUCACGAAAAUUGAAGAAAUAUGGCAAUACGAGAUUAGCCAGUAG